AUGGCCACCUCCGAGCACUCUGAGCUCAAUGCCAAGCACAAUGGCAUUGGCAACGGCAACGGCAACUACGACCCCGAGUCCAACCGCAUGGAGGCCCUCAAGCAGUUCCGCUCCGCCGCCAGCGUGUCCAUGAGCCCGGAGCUCUUCGAGAAGCUCUACCUCUCGCCCAUGAACGAGGUCAAGGGAGAUCUGCGAAAGACUUUUGGUAACCCGACUCCCAUUGCCCUCGUUGGUUUCCUCCUCGCCUUCACUCCUCUGUCCUGCGACCUCAUGGGAUGGCGCGGUGCGGGUGGUAGCGGUGCUGCUUCCAACGGCGCCUACGUCUUCAUGGGCGGUCUUCUCAUGCUUGUUGGUGGUCUCCUCGAAUGGGUUCUCGGAAACAGCUUCCCCGCCGUCGUCUUCUGCAGCUUCGGCGGCUUUUGGUUCUCCUACGGCGCCACUCUCAUCCCUUCCUUUGCCGCCUACGCUUCAUACGCUCCCGCAGGUGCCGAGUCUGCCGCUGAGGGCUUGUCCACGACGGGCUUCAACGCUAGCUUUGGUUUCUGGCUCCUCUUCAUGGGUGUUCUAACCACCAUCUUCUUCGUCUGCUCGCUCCGAACCAACGUCGCCUUUGUCGUCAUCUUCUUCAGCUUGCAGAUCUGCUUCUACUUGUUGACCGCUGGUUUCUGGGCUCUCGCUCGGGACAACGUUGGCAACGCCAACCUGGCCAACAAGCUCAUCAUUGGUGGAGGUGCUUGUGGAUUUGUUUGCUGCCUUUCUGGCUGGUACAUCCUGAUUGCCAUCAUGCUUGCCGUCGUCGAUUUCCCCGUCCAGAUCCCCGUUGGUGACCUCUCGAGCGUUAUCAAGGGCAAGAGCGACAAGGCUCGCCGAGAUUAA
Molecule: messenger RNA, 876 nt
Organism: Ilyonectria robusta
Lineage: Eukaryota; Fungi; Ascomycota; Sordariomycetes; Hypocreales; Nectriaceae
Product: GPR1/FUN34/yaaH family-domain-containing protein
Exons: 5
Coding region: 1-876 (291 amino acids)
Cellular component (GO): plasma membrane
Molecular function (GO): acetate transmembrane transporter activity
Source: RefSeq, a predicted model, not a curated record